GGCCAGUGGCAAUAUGUGUUGGGGGGGUGGGGUUAACACUGUUGCUGGCCACCGUAGUGGCAUCCGCAAACUUCAUGGGGAAGUUAAAAUUGUGCAUUGUGCAGUAGUGUUCUCAGCAGGGUGAAGAGGAGGGGGCUCAAAACACAUCCUUGGGGGCCCCCAUAUUCAGGGAUGGUUCUGGAUGUGUUGCUGCCAACCCAUACUGCCUGUGGUCUCCUGGUCAGGAAGUCCAGCAGCCAGUGGCACAGCAAGGUGUUGAGCCCCAGCCUCAGCCUUAGUUUGUAGAUCAGCUGUUGGGGGCUGAUUGUGUUGAGGGCAGUGGACAUGGCGGCGUUGGUUGAUCGUUUGGACCGAUAUGCAAACUGAAACGGGUCCAGGUAAUGAGCGGAGGGGAGACUUGAUGUGGUGCAUGACUAGCAGCUCGAAGCACUUCAUCAGGACGGGAGCUAGUGCUAGCGGACAGUAAUCACUGAAGCAGGAGGAAGACGACUUCUUUGGGACCGGGAUCAUGGUGGUGGCUUUGAAGCACGUGAGGACAACAGCCAGCAUCAGUGAGGUGUUGAAGAUGUCCGUGAAGACACACAGCCACGCUGACCCAGAAGCAUUUGAUCUGGAAAAUGAAAGGGCAUUAUUGCACAGCCAUGAGUCGGCAACUUAAAUCAGUGAAGGGUUUUGUAAUCGUCUUCUGUUUAACGUUGACCUGUCUUGGUGUAAUUAACUAUACAAGAUAUUUGAAAUUUCACACUGAGAUGGUGGGCAGUGAGUCAAUCACAGUCCUGGAGAAAUAUUUGUACAACACACUUAAAGGAUAUAAACCAUCUGCUGUCCCUCUGAAGAUCCUGACAACGACCAAGGAAGUGCUGAAAAAGCCAGUUUCGAUGAAAAGCAAUUUGGAUGACACGCUUAACUUUGGGGCCCGACCAGCUGUUGAAACCCAGACUUCUUGGAAAGCUCCCAUCAUAUGGGAGGGGUUGUUUGAUCCAAAGGCUUAUGAUGAAAAGCACACCCAUGAAAAGACAGCUGUGGCUCUCACCGUGUUUGCAGUGGGAAGGUACCUGGACGCCUACCUAAGUACUUUCCUUACCUCUGCAGAAAAACACUUCAUGUUGGGGUUGCCGGUGACAUAUUACGUGUUCACAGAUUUGCCAGACAAGGUGCCAAACAUCACGGUUGCACCUCAGCGAAGUGUGAAGGUCAUCAAGGUAGAGAAGCACACAAGGUGGCAGGACAUCUCUAUGAUGCGCAUGAAGACGAUAUCAGACGUAAUAGAGUCAGACCUCCGCCACAAAUUCCAGUACAUCUUCUGCUUUGACGUGGAUCAGGAGUUUAAAGACAGAUUUGGCUCAGAGGCUCUUGGGGAGUCUGUGGCUUUGCUCCAUGCCCACUAUUACAAGCUGCCAAAAUACAGGUUCACCUAUGACAAAAACCCCAAAUCCAAAGCCUACAUGGAAGUCGGAGAUUACUACUACCAUGCUGCCAUCUUUGGGGGAUCAUGGCAAAAUGUGAAGGAUUUGGCAGACACCUGCUAUCAGAGCAUCAUGGACGAUAAACAAAACGAUGUGGAGGCUCUGUGGCAUGAUGAGAGUCACCUAAACAAGUACUUUUGGGUGAAGAAACCCAGCAGGCUGCUCUCCCCUGAGUACUGCUGGGAUCCGAUAAUAGGUGACAAGAGUGACAUACACGUCACCCGCCUAGUAUGGGCACCAAAACAGUAUGAAGCACUUCGUACGAAUUAGAGAUGGUAGAUGGAAAACUGAAAGACUGUUUGUACUGUAAUUGGGUUCUUAACUUGAUAUGGACCAGUGGAAUAAUUUUUUAUUGGGAUCUUACCUUGUCGGGGCCAGCGGAAUAACCCUUCCAACUCAGGUACUUUUUUUUCAAAACUUUUUCAAAAAGUUAACUUAUUCUUAUGCUGAAGAAUGAAGGAUUGCAUGUAAUGGUUGCAUAUAUAUAUAUAUAUAUAUAUAGUAGGUUCAUAUCUAUCAUGUCAUAUCUAUAUGUUAUAUUGUUCAGACAAACCAGAAUCAACGAAGCUGUCACACCACCAAACACACCUCUCUGAGACAUAAGAAUUUGUUAAAAGUCAUGACAGUCCUCAGGAGACCAACUGGAAAGUUAUCAUCAAGUGUGAUAAUCAGUGAGUCUCAGCUAUUUCCUUUGUUUCUUUUCAUUGGUGGCCCUGCCCAACUGGGCAUUGGUAUACAGGAAAAACCUUAAAAUAAAUGACCCAGCCUUGAAAAAAAGAAGAGCUAGAAAACAAACGUGAGGACAGGGUUGAUGUGGAAUAUGCAAAGCACUCAGCUUGAAAGUGAAACCAAAGCUCCCUAGAAGUUUUCAACUUCUCUAUAGGCCUGCGUAGAAUUUGCCACCAAUGAAAGAACACUUUGAAAAUCAUAGGAAGGUGUGUUAUGUUACACAUUGUAAGUGAGAAUUCUACAGUUAGCUUAAUAUAUCUUACAAAAUACAAAAAUUGGGGUGUGGGGUGUGUCACUGGGAAAUGCGAACUGUAUCCUUUUGUAAUUUUCUUCAACUUUACACAACUAAAGAAUGUAUUAUUUCCAACGCACAAGAUUUUUAUUAAAUAUUUAUGAGCCAAAACAUUAUGCCUAGCAUGGCGUUACUGUUGGCGGAGUACUGUGGCAUUUAGAACAUGCGCUAGAGUCAUGUUGACUAUCACUCUCAGGUGUUUACGUUAGGCCACGACCGCUGUGUUCCAACCAAAUGCCAACAAGAACCAUGUUAGACAGGACUGUAGACUGACCUUAGGAGAGGAAAAUGGUGCCAUGUAAUAUUGCGAAACAUAGCUCUGACUCCAAGACUGCAGGUAGAGUGGCACUGUCAUAUGUAGUCCUGAACCUCAUACAUAUUUUUGCCCCAGAAGUCCUUGGAUUGAAGAGUUAAGCAGAAUUAACGUGUCUAUUUCUGCUUCAUCUGCGUCAUCUAACAUCUGCGUCAUCAUUUCGACUUUCUUACAGAGACAUGACUGAGUAGGAGAAUCCAAAGCUUAUGAAAAUAACUUUUUGAUUUUCUUACUAAGAUAAUUUCUUACCAUCUGAAAGGAAAACGUUAUAGAUUUUCUUUAUAUUGGUUCAUAGUUGUUGGUAUUAAAAGUGGGGGGAAAACACGUGGUGUAAACUGUUUUGCUAAACUGUCUGUUUUUACUUUAUUGCAUUGUUGUUUUGAUCGGGUAAAAUGAAAUCAAUAAAAUGAGGAGGUGUUGAA
This is a messenger RNA of Mugil cephalus (flathead mullet), 3222 nucleotides long. Its product is annotated as N-acetyllactosaminide alpha-1,3-galactosyltransferase-like. The record is from RefSeq and is a predicted model, not a curated record. Bases 618 to 1736 code for a protein of 372 amino acids. Lineage: Eukaryota; Metazoa; Chordata; Actinopteri; Mugiliformes; Mugilidae. Gene Ontology annotation, cellular component: vesicle; membrane; Golgi apparatus. Gene Ontology annotation, molecular function: hexosyltransferase activity. The transcript has 7 exons. Gene Ontology annotation, biological process: carbohydrate metabolic process.